UUUUAUAGUUUGACGUCAUAAAUAUCAAUCCGCGUGUGCCUUUGAUGGAAGUAGUUCCCGGUCUGUUUGGCGGUUCACCUUGAGCUCUCGAUCCGGACCGGAGCGCAUCAGUCAACGGCCGACCGUCAUCAAACACAGCAUAUUACCCGUCUCUUCCACGAUGCCCCACACUAAACUUCAGGAUAUGGGAUCUGCCUUCAUCCAAACACAGCAGCUCAACGCUGCCAUGGCCGACAGCUUCCUGGAGCACAUGUGUCUGCUGGACAUCGACUCGGAGCCCACCAUCGCCCGCAACACUGGCAUCAUCUGCACCAUCGGACCGGCCUCUCGCUCUGUGGAGAUGCUGAAGGAGAUGAUCAAGUCUGGCAUGAACAUCGCUCGUCUCAACUUCUCUCACGGCUCACACGAGUAUCACGGUGACACUAUUAAAAAUGUACGUGAAGCUUGUGCCAGCUUCGAGCCGGGCAGCAUCCAGUACAGACCAGUGGGCAUCGCUCUGGACACCAAGGGACCAGAAAUCCGAACCGGACUCAUUAAAGGAAGCGGCACGGCGGAGGUGGAGCUGAAGAAGGGAAAUAAGAUCAAAGUGACCAUGGACGAUGCUUUCAUGGAGAGCUGCGAUGAGGAAACACUCUGGCUGGACUACAAGAACAUCACCAAGGUGGUAGAAGUGGGCAGCAAGGUCUAUAUUGAUGAUGGACUUAUUUCUCUCCAGGUCCUGGAGAUCGGAUCUGACUAUCUGGUGUGUGAAAUUGAGAACGGAGGAACUCUGGGAAGUAAGAAGGGUGUCAAUCUGCCGGGUGCCGCGGUCGACCUGCCCGCCGUGUCAGAGAAGGACAUCCAGGACCUGCAGUUCGGCGUGGAGAUGGGGGUCGACAUGGUCUUUGCCUCCUUCAUCCGCAAGGCGUCCGAUGUGCACGAGGUGCGUAAGGUGCUGGGAGAGAAGGGCAAGAACAUCAAGAUCAUCAGCAAGCUGGAGAACCACGAGGGUGUGCGCAGGUUUGAUGAGAUCAUGGAGGCCAGCGAUGGCAUCAUGGUCGCUCGAGGAGACCUGGGUAUUGAAAUCCCCACAGAAAAGGUGUUCCUGGCCCAGAAGAUGAUGAUUGGUCGCUGCAACAAAGCAGGAAAGCCAAUCAUCUGUGCCACACAGAUGUUGGAGAGCAUGAUCAAGAAGCCUCGCCCGACGCGUGCCGAGGGCAGCGAUGUGGCUAACGCCGUCCUGGACGGAGCCGACUGCAUCAUGCUGAGUGGAGAGACGGCGAAGGGAGACUAUCCUCUGGAGGCUGUACGCACCCAGCACAUGAUCGCUCGCGAGGCAGAGGCGGCUAUGUUCCACCGGCAGGUGUUUGAGGACCUGCGCCGCUGUUUGCCCCCCUCCACCGACCCCGCCGAGGCCAUCGCCAUCGGGGCUGUGGAGGCCUCCUUUAAAAUCCUGGCCUCUGCGUUUGUAGUCCUCACUGGGUCCGGCAGGUCUGCUCAUCUGAUCUCUCGUUACCGCCCGCGUGCCCCAAUCAUCGCAGUGACCCGUAACGAGCAGACGGCCCGACAGGCUCAUCUGUACCGCGGCAUCUUCCCCGUGCUCUACAACAAACCCUCCAACGAUGUUUGGGCCGAGGAUGUGGACCUGAGGGUCAAUUUUGCCAUGGAUGUCGGUAAAGCUCGUGGGUUCUUCAAGCCCGGUGAUGUGGUGAUCGUCCUGACCGGCUGGCGUCCAGGAUCCGGUUACACCAACACCAUGCGUGUCGUCCCAGUGCAGUAAAGCUGGGAUACAACACUCACUCCUCUUCAUCCCAUCCCUCCCGACUCUUUCAGACCAUCAUCAUCAUCACGAGCCUGGCUCCUCCCACACGCCUCUGGCUCCUCCCACACGCCUCUGGACCACCAUCACUUACUCGUUUAGUUCUCACUACUUUCAUUUCCUUUCCACAAGCUUGUGGCGAAGGGCUCACACUUACUGUAACUCUAGUUUGUUUUAUGUGUGGUGUGUUAGUCUGCCUGUGUGUUCACACUCCUAAUGAUGUUACAUUCUGUGUUGCACUUGUCCAUGAGAUCGUCUGAUUUUGGGGGCGAGGCGACCAAUGUGCUAUAUAUUUUUUGAAAUGUUAACGUUGGGAUGUCUGCGUCCGGGUUUUAGUGGAGUAAGAUGAACGACAGAGUUUCUGAGAGAUGAAUAUUGAUUGAGCAGCCUCGUCACAUCUCUCCUGUUCUUCCCCUCACGACGCACUCGUCUGUCUCUGCUGCUCCUGAGUGUGUGUGUGUGUGUGUGUGUGUGUGUGUUCAGAUCUACCUGCUUUGUGUCGCUAGGGUGCAAGAUGUACUUAAAACUGUAAGAGUAAACUAUAGUGUCAUUCUGAAGUGUUGUAUUAUUCAAGACUGAAGUAAUAAAGCAGAUGAGCACCUGGA
Carassius auratus (goldfish) is the source of this 2403-nucleotide messenger RNA. Its product is annotated as pyruvate kinase PKM-like. Gene Ontology annotation, molecular function: pyruvate kinase activity; potassium ion binding; magnesium ion binding. Gene Ontology annotation, biological process: glycolytic process. The record is from RefSeq and is a predicted model, not a curated record. The transcript has 11 exons. The coding region runs from base 161 to 1759 and encodes 532 amino acids. Lineage: Eukaryota; Metazoa; Chordata; Actinopteri; Cypriniformes; Cyprinidae.